GUUUUAUACAUACUCGAUCUCGAUCUUUAUAAAUGCUAAAUUUUAAUCAACGCUUGUGAACGCUUUAAUAAAUUAAUAAUAAUGUGAAGUGGGAGUGAAAUCACGUUAAUUCCUCAGUGAUAUUCGUUCAAUGUUCGUGUUGAACUCCUCUAUAAUUAAAUCUGAAUUUAAAAAUAGUCAAACAAAUCACACGCUUGCCUACUUUACGUAAAUAAACGAAUUCAUAAAUAAAAUAGAUACGCAAAAUGCACCCUGCAAAAACAGUGAAAACAGAGCACAAGUAUCUGCAAAAAACUUUCCAAAAUAAGCACGUUUAGGAACAACCCAUACUGCAGUCAACAUGCAUUUACAGGAUUACCUCAGAAACGACGAAAAUGCAUCCUCGCCAGGCGAUGGUAAUCACAACCUUACAUGUCAGCCUCCUUCCAACCAGGAGCAGUACAUAAGUCUUAGCCGUGAUUGCCAGAAGAAUCUGUUUAGACUUCAUCCACCGCCCCCAUCGAAACCACCGCCGCUUGCGGGUGCCAUCCUGCAAUCCCGUCUUUUACAGCACAUCAGCUCGGGCGCGAAUGCAGCAGACGCGGAAGCACUAGAGGAGCACCGAUACCCAAAUGUCCUGCAGAGGUCGGCCACUUUGCCAGCGAAGCACAACCGCCUAGGGGUUCGCAGCCGCGUGACUUUCAAGGUGCCAUCGUCUACAACCCCUGCACCUGAUCCAGAUCCAGGUCCUGAUCCAGCCCAAAAUCAGGCCGCUGCUGCCGAAAGAGCCAGAAUCGUGCUAGGUCCCAAGGAGAAGGAAUCUUGCAAAAUGACUUCCGAAGAUUUGCUGCAGCCGGGGCAUGUUGUAAAGGAACGUUGGAAGGUGGUGCGUAAAAUCGGUGGAGGCGGUUUUGGAGAAAUUUACGAAGGACAAGACCUUAUAACACGUGAACAAGUCGCACUUAAAGUAGAGUCCGCCCGCCAGCCUAAGCAGGUGCUUAAAAUGGAAGUAGCCGUUCUAAAGAAAUUACAGGGGAAGGAGCACGUAUGUCGAUUCAUCGGAUGUGGACGAAAUGAUCGAUUUAACUAUGUGGUAAUGCAGCUUCAAGGAAAGAAUUUAGCUGAGCUCCGCCGCGCUCAGCCGCGAGGCGCAUUUUCGCUUAGUACAACACUUAGGUUAGGGUUACAAAUUCUAAAGGCCAUUGAAUCCAUACAUUCUGUGGGAUUCCUUCACCGUGAUAUUAAACCGAGCAACUUUUCCGUGGGUCGAUUGCCUUAUAAUUGUCGACGCGUCUAUAUGCUAGACUUUGGAUUGGCGCGUCAGUAUACCACAGGAACUGGAGAAGUGCGUUGUCCAAGAGCUGCAGCUGGAUUUCGCGGCACCGUUCGCUAUGCCUCUAUAAAUGCACACCGCAAUAGGGAAAUGGGACGGCACGACGAUCUGUGGUCUCUGUUUUAUAUGCUCGUCGAAUUCGUAAAUGGACAACUGCCGUGGCGAAAGAUAAAAGACAAGGAACAAGUUGGGUUGACGAAAGAAAAGUAUGACCACAGAAUACUGUUGAAACAUUUGCCGUCAGAUUUAAAGCAAUUUCUAGAGCAUAUUCAAUCUCUUACCUAUGCAGAUCGACCGGACUACGCGAUGCUUAUCGGGUUAUUCGAGCGGUGUAUGAAAAGACGCGGCGUCAAAGAGUCUGACCCAUACGACUGGGAAAAAGUGGAUUCUGCAACUAUUGGCAAUAUAAGUACAUCAGGCAAUCCGCCCGUUCCUGCUAAAAACGAUUACAUUCACGGGAAUAUAACACAAAUGACCGUAGCAGCAUCUAACGCAAGCGGAACGGAAUACGUGCGGAAGAGAGGUGAUAUCGAGACAGCUCAUAUUACAGCGACCGAGCCCUUACAUAUUAAAGAUAAGGUUGAUAGAAACUGCAACGCAACCACACUGGCACCGCAACCAAAAGCAUCUGGAGAAGCCAACGUACAACAUGGCUAUACGGCAAAUAAUCAAAAUAUCACACCAAAAGGAAUGAUGCAGCAGCAGUCCCCGUUAGCUAUGAAUUCCCAAGCUGCAAUAUCUAAUAUGCAAAGUGCACCAAUCAAGUCACCAAUGGUUGGGAUAGGAAGCCAUGAUGUGCAGGUUCAUACAAAGAGCUCUCAACCACAAAACGGGGCUGUAUCGUUUUCCACAACAAAUCAAAACAAUUCCGCGCCAGUAUACGGCAAUUCAUAUCUACAAUUGGAAGAUAAAGCACCAACUAAGUUUUUACCAACAAAACCAAAUGCGGAGUCCGAAAGUACAAUUGACGUCGCUGCUAAGAGUGUAUUUGAAGAGAAAAUCGUCGAUACAAAUAACUCUGAAAGUGCUAAUAAAGCUUUCCUUUGCGGGGAACAACAGCACCAAAAACCGCAACUGAAACAGCUAAAUUCGCCAGAUUCCGCCAACAAGCAAGUGCAGAAACCGGGAAACGUAACAAACGAAAAGGGCUCUGAAGUCAAACGGGCAUCGGAGGAACAGAAGUCAACCUUUGGGCGUCUCCGUGUGCUUACAGCUCCUCCAAUGAGUGUACAUGAUCUAACAACAGGGGGCCAUAGCCAGCAAGGGACUGAAUUUUCAACGAAACAAGAACAACAGCCCACAAGCUCCAAUGUUGGUCCCGCCGCCGGGAACAGCUCGUCCUCAAAACUUGCCAUCAAUCAGCACUGUCAAAUUUUUGGAAUGACUGUAAUGCCGCAAGUUAAUCGUCGUUCGGCAACGUCUACCAAUUUAAGACCAUCUUCCUCUGGCGCAAACACAAAUUCAGUUCAAAGAAUCAAUAGUGGGUCAACAGGUGGUGGAGGUGGAACUGGAAGCAACACCGCCAGAAGCAGUGUUGCAGGUGAUCAUUCGGUCACCCAAUUUGCUUUAAUAGACGACGAGAAUGUCUCAGCAUUACAACAGGUAACCAAAGGCGGAGCUCUUACGCUGGCUUCCCAGUGGAAGAGUCAGUUUGAUGACUCAGAGGACACUACGGACAACGAAUGGAACAGAGAACCACAGUCGCAACCCAAUUUGGAGCAGUUGAUUAAACUGGAUAUUUCAUUGCCCCUAAAUGAAGCCAAACAAUUUUGUCAAAAUGUCGUCGCUGAUACAGGCAAAUCAACUAAUACUCCUAUCGAAGGGAAAGACAGGCCGAAAAGAUAUACACUAAACAUAACUGGAAUCGAGAAUUAUGAAGCGUUGAGAAUCUCUAUACCGCACUGUUGGUCUGAGCCUGCAAUGGGUAAUGUAUUACGUAAAGACUUGGAACCACCGGCUGUGCAACAAGCUGCAUUUGAUGACACAGUAUAUCGCAUGGAUAUAGCAAGGAAUGUUUGUGUUCGAGAAACAUACUCAGAGAUCACUCCAUUGGACAAAGCUAAGCCUACCACUUCCUUAGUUUCAAGGGGUGUCCCACCUUCCCCUUUUAAGGAGGACACCACGUUUCAGUUGAACACUUCAAAUGAUAGUCAAGCUAAAUCGAAACAUCGAAGCAGCCUUCCUAACGUGUCAGUUGCCGAUAUAUUUGACGACCAACCGAUUCAGUCGAAUUCUGACGCAAUGCUGGCAGAAGACGUCAAUAAACCCUGGAAAGUACAGACAACGGCUAGCCAAAGAAGUAAUUUGGCUUUAAGCUCAGCGGUCCAAGAAAAAAACGGUUGUAUUAGUGGUCGACUAGAAAUUCGUGUUAUUCCAAAAGAAACCUCUCAUCUGGACGAUUCCGUUUACUAUGAUGCACUGGCAGCUAUUAAAAAUACUCCAACCGCAAAUCAAGCCCCUGACCUUUCUGAUAAAGCACCUAUUUUCUGUGAUGAAAUAAAAGAAAAUGCUGCAGUGAUAGCUUCCCCAUCAAGUACGGUCAACAAAUUUACGAAACCAAUCUACAAGGAUACAACCGAAUCUCGUAUCGAAGCUUAUUGCUGUAGCUUACAUUCUUCUGGCGUCAAUAACCUGAAGAUAAAUGGGAAUAGUGAAUCAUGCAAUGCGUUGAAUGAUCAACCAAAUUGCCAUGCAGGUGACUCCAAAACUCCGUUGACAGGAGGCAGCACUGACGGUUACAGGGAAACUGAGUCAGGAUGUGAUCUUCCACUAUUAAAUCCUAGCAAAAUUCCAAUACGGCAAUCAAAAUGUGCAUCAUGGGCGGGUGCUGAUACUGCAAUAAAUUCAUCUAAGGCACUUGAGUCCAUAGACGCCCUUCCGGAAACCCCUUACAAUCCCCAAAUUGACACGCCAAAUUCUGUAACGGAUACUAUACCUGGUCGCAAAAACACAUACUCCACUGGUUUAGAAUAUCCUCCUAAUAUAACGGAUCUUACCCCAGGCUUACGUCGUCGGAGGGAAUCUGCUGAAGGAAAGUAUGUCACAGAUCCAACGCAACUGCAAUUAAAAUUCCAAAGACCGCGAUCACGAACUUCUAGCAGGACCCGUGGCAUUCCCAAUACAAUGUUAGGAAAUUUUGAUGAUAACGAUACUAUUACUAGCGCGGAAAAACAUAGACUUAUCGGGGCCCAAGUUGUUCAAAUCGAAGAAUCAAAUAAUGUACCAACGAGUAAAUAUUCCGCUGACCUACAACCUAAAUGCAACAUUUCACCACCACCGGGAGAUCCAAAAAUUGAAAACAGCGCGCGUCUUCGACGUUAUAGGCAUAACUUAGAAUAAUUAAAUAACUUCAGGUCUGCAGCAUACUAAAUUGCGCUUCAGAACAGUGAAUCAUGGUGGUUAGGGUCUACAACUGUCCCUACUUAUACUCCUAAUUUGUAUACAGCUGUUUGACAAACAAAACCAGUAGCAAGAACAUCUUUAAUUUUUAAAGUUUGAACCAGUAUUCUGCAACAUAUUGCCUUUGAUUUCGGAACUAAAAUAUGAAUUUUUGUUAUCUAUAGAAGAGGUCACUUUUAUUUAUACCCUUGACUCGUAGAUUAAAAGGUUGUAUUAGAUUCGUGGGAAGGUAUGCAACACGUAGAAGGUAGCGUUUCCGAACCUAUAAAGUGUAUAUAUUUUUGAUCGGGAUCAAUAGUCGUCUGUCUGUCCGUCCGUAUAAACGCCGAGAACUCGGAAACUGUAAAAGCUAGAAAGUUGUAUUUUUUGACGAAUUUGUUUCAUUGAAACUAAAAUUGAAAUUGAUUUUAUUGAUUGAUUAUUGCCAAUCGCAUUAUUAAUAUAAUAGUUAUAACUUACUAUGUUAAACAUGCUUCGUUUUUUCUUUAAAGCACCCCCGAACUUACGAGUGUUCUGUUAUAACAAAAGUCUUCUGUUCAACUGUCAAUUCACAAUCGUAUUGAUAUGUAUCUCAUUGGUUAGAUUGAGCAAAAGUUUGGUUUUAAAGGCCUGAAUUACAAUUUUUCAAUUUUAAUAUUCUUUAAGCCCAAGAAUCUGCAAGUCAAUUCCCAACAAUCUAGCUCUUUUAGAGUCCGAGAUUUCAGCGUUCAUGAAGACAGACGCACAUGGCUAGAUCGACUCGGCAAGUGAAUCAAGAACAUAUGUACUUUAUGGGGUCGGAAACGCUUUCUCCUACCUGUUAACUUCUGUCCGACGAAUCUAGUAUACCCUUUUACUCUUCGAGUAACGGGUACAAAAAGUUAGUUGAUGUCAUUGUCUUCAAAUAUUGGUUUCUAUUGUCAGUUAAGAAUUCAAUUCUCUUAUAAAAAUUGUACUACUACUAAUUUGUUUUAUAAAAAGUCUUAUUUCAAUUAUUUUAUUUAUAUAAUUCCUUUAAAAUAAUAACCGAAAAUGGAAGCGUUUUAGACCAUAUUAUUUAUAUAUUCUUGAUGAGGAUCUGCGAUGUCUAUUAGUAUGAUUUCGUUGAUUUUUGCAAAUAAGCGUACAACUUAAAGCCAUCUUAUUUUAUUUUACCGACUCCCCCUUUCUCCUUUAUUUGGAUAAAGCAAAAUCAAACUUCGAGAAGGUUCCCAUAUUUGUCAUAAAAACGGGCACAAAUACGGCAGAUACAGACAUCCCUAGAUUGUCUCAAUAUUCUUGUUUCUUGUUAUAAUACAAAUUGUGUUUUAAAAUGGAGAUUUUAGAAAUAAAAUCCAUUUUCGUACAACAAAUAUUACUUGAUAUUAAAAAAAAAACAGAAUAUAAUUUGGUUUUUGAAAGAAUUUGUAUGAUAAAAUAUUUUAUUUGUCAAAUGGCUGUAUCUUCAAACGAUGGAGAAAUAAUUAAAACUUUACGUCAUAAGAAAUUGGUCUUGGCUUUAUCUGAAGCUCCGCAGUAAGUUUGAGCUGGUGCCAUUUAUUUACUUUAUUUAAUCAUAUUAACAUUUUUAGCCAGAACCAUAAUUUCGGUUCUUGGAAUAAUGUAUGGCUCGAUCAAAAAAUGAUGUAUUCAUAAAAAUACAGGCUACUGCUUACAAUUGGAAAUUAUAUUUACCAAUUAAGAAUUACCAUACAACAAAUUUUGGAGGCCUCAACCGUUUUCUCUACUAGCUAAAUAUCAUAUGUAAAAUUAUAAUUUAUUAUUCAUAGAGUUAGGAUACAUUGUUGUAAUCAAGUUCAAAUAAUCUAGUAAUAGUGAAUUUUCAGUUAUUACUAAUACUAUCAAUAAUAGAGUUCUCGAACUGUUUUAAUUUGUACUUUGUUAUUUAGUUAUAUGUACAUCAAUUUGAAAUGCUCCAGUUGUAAUUUUAAUUUCAGGGAUGAGUGCACGUCUUGUUUGUCCCUAACCUUACGAAGUGCUUUCUAUGAAACUAAGUUUUUAAACUUUUUUUAGUAUACAAAAUAUGUUAUAAAACCGUUAUUAAUUUAUUGUAUAUAUUACGCUAUUAUUGCAAAUGUAAUAGAUAAAGCUAACCUCAAUAAAGUGUAAUAAUUCUAAUAAGUCUAAUUCUUCUGCAAAGAACAACACAAUUUAUUUUAUCCUGUCAAAACAAACU
Drosophila suzukii is the source of this 6866-nucleotide messenger RNA. It is a transcript of the gene Asator, whose product is annotated as tau-tubulin kinase asator. Gene Ontology annotation, molecular function: protein serine/threonine kinase activity; ATP binding. Gene Ontology annotation, biological process: peptidyl-serine phosphorylation; signal transduction. Gene Ontology annotation, cellular component: nucleus; cytoplasm. The record is from RefSeq and is a predicted model, not a curated record. NCBI's taxonomy places the organism in Eukaryota, Metazoa, Arthropoda, Insecta, Diptera, Drosophilidae.